Leptosia nina is the source of this 411-nucleotide messenger RNA. NCBI's taxonomy places the organism in Eukaryota, Metazoa, Arthropoda, Insecta, Lepidoptera, Pieridae. The record is from the annotation of a GenBank genome assembly.
AUGCACUCGAUUCACUCGCUACGAUUUGGGAACUUCGCGCCUGCCGUCGUCCCCGCUGAAAUGCUGUUGGUCUUAGACAACGCGAGAUUAGAUUAUUUUGCUCAAAGCGCGAGUAGCCGACGAGCGCACGUUUUGACGCGGGUCACGAGUGACAUCAAUAAUGAAAUAGCUCCAAUGAAGGAGUUCCGAUGCCUAUCAAAAGGGGGCCGGCGGUACGGUAGCGCGACACGAACGGUUCGAGGCCCGAUAGCACCCGCGGUUUAUCUUAUCUGCGGACGGACGAAAGCGAUCAGGUACUAUUUACUACAUACCGAAUAUUGGGACAUCUUAUCGAUAGAGGUGCGAGGAUUAAGUUCUUUGACCCUCCGUCUUAUCCUGGGUCAGAUCGCUUGCGUUGGCGUAUUACCGUAG